Molecule: messenger RNA, 1248 nt
Organism: Tachyglossus aculeatus (Australian echidna)
Lineage: Eukaryota; Metazoa; Chordata; Mammalia; Monotremata; Tachyglossidae
Gene: RAB20
Product: RAB20, member RAS oncogene family
Exons: 2
Coding region: 46-684 (212 amino acids)
Biological process (GO): intracellular protein transport
Cellular component (GO): endomembrane system
Molecular function (GO): GTP binding; GTPase activity
Source: RefSeq, a predicted model, not a curated record
CGUCGGCGCCGUCCCGUGGUGUCGGUGCCCGUCCCCGCUCGGGCGAUGCGCCGCCCGGACGUGAAGAUGGUGCUGCUGGGCCACGUGAACGUGGGCAAGACGUCGCUGCUGCAGCGCUACAUGGAGCGCCGCUGCCCCGACCCCGUCAGCACCGUGGGCGGCGCCUUCUACCUCAAGCCCUGGCGCUCCUACAACAUCGCCCUCUGGGACACCGCAGGCCGGGAGCAGUUCCACGGGCUGGGGUCCAUGUACUGCCGGGGGGCCUCCGUCGUCAUCCUGACGUACGACGUGAACCACCGGCAGAGCCUGGUGGAGCUGGAGGAGCGCUUCCUGGCCCUGACGGACUCGGCCAGCGCCGACUGCCUCUUCGCCCUGGUGGGGAACAAGGUGGACCUGUCCGGCCAGGCCGGGACCCCGAGGCAGGCCUGCCGCGAGGACGCCGUGGCCCUCUACAAGCGGAUCAUCAGAUACAAGAUGCUGGAUGAGAAGGACGUGCCCGCGGCGGAGGCCAUGUGCUUUGAGACGAGCGCCAAGACCGGCUACAACGUGGACCACCUGUUCGAGACGUUGUUUGACAUGGUGGUGCCGCUCAUCCUGCAGCGGAGGGCCCAGGGGGCCCCCCAGACGGUCGAGAUCACCCCCUACAAGCCGGCCAAGCGGACUCAUCAGGGGUGCUGCUCCUGAGCCCCAGAGGCCUCCGGACAACCGGGGCCCCAGGAGGACGCCGCAGUCAUUCGAAAGAGCCGACCCCGCCGUGAGUAGGUGGGCUCCGAGGGAGGAGCGCAUCAGUCGUGGCGAUACGGACCCCCGCCAGGCCUCUUCCCCCGAACCCGUCUCCGCCUGGAGCGGCCCCCCGUUUCCGGCUUCUCCGGGAGCCGCUUCCCUCAUCCAGUCUCUCUCUCCUCGACGGAGCCCGAGCCCAUUGAGGCCAGCUGGCUCCGCUCAGCGAUUCUGCGUCCUUUUAAUACGGAAUCACCGAUAAGCCAUUCUCCACUUUUGUACCCGGCCAGCCACGGGCUGCAUCUUACUGUAAAAUGAACCUGGAAGUGAUGAUAAUAAUAAUAAUAAUAAUAAUAAAAACCCACAACAAAUCGGGGUGAAAUUCUUUCGCUCGAGACUAUUUCCUCAGGCUGCCGCUCCACCGGAGGCUGCAAGCCGGAAGGCUUCUGGGAGGAGCGAGCUUCAGGAGAUGUGCAAUUCGGGGGCCUGUCAACCUUUGGGCAAGUCAUUUAACUUCUCUGUGCCUCA